This is a messenger RNA of Porites evermanni, 950 nucleotides long. NCBI's taxonomy places the organism in Eukaryota, Metazoa, Cnidaria, Anthozoa, Scleractinia, Poritidae. The record is from the annotation of a GenBank genome assembly.
AUGUUUUGCAGCAACUGCGGAAGAAAUGUCGACAAUUGCAACUUUUGUGGCAACUGUGGGAAAGGUAAGUUAAAGCUGUAAACUAGUGGCGAACGACCAAUUAAGGUCUAUAAAGAGUUGACUUCGUAACUCAAAUCAGAGGGCUCGCUCAUUACACCUACCAGAUCCCACACCUUUAAUAGUGUACGUUUUAUUUCUUCUCUCGCCUGCGGGCAUCACACCUGAUUCGUGACUGUGAGUUACUGUAGCCUAACUUCCCCAUUUUAUAUAAGAUUAAGGUGUGACUGGUCGGGUCAUAUUCGGAAGGAAAUCUUCCAACUCCCAGAGUAAUUGUUCAAGAUCUUUUAAAGGAGAUGGAUCGCAUUGCUUAAAAAGACGAGUAUGUCAGAAUCCUGGGCCUAACUAUUUCUGGCAUAUCGAUGGAUAUGAGAAACUUUAGUGUUGGGGCUUUCCCAUCCAUGGUGCAAUUGAUGAAUUUAGCCGGAGGAUUUUGUGGUUAGAAAUUACUCAUUCCAAUAACUCACCAAACAAAAUAGCCACUUUUUACGCCAGAACAGUUUCAGAAUUGGUUGUCCUGUAGAACUGAUCACAGAUUUGGGCGCUGAAAAUGGAGUGGCAGCAGCUAUGCAAUCUUUCUUUCGUGAUAACCCUGAAGUACAUCGAUACGUCUCUUCCCAAGGAAUCAGAGAACUGAGGGCUGGUGUAGAUAUUAUUCAAAAAAUCAUUGCGUAUGGUCGAGGAUUUUUUUAAGCGAUUUUGAGUUUCAGGGUAUCGUGGACAGUACAUCUGAGAUAAGUCUGGAAUGCCUGUGGUAUUGUUUUACCAAAGUACUGCAAAAAGAGCUUGAUUCUGUGAAAGAGCAGUGGAACACACACAGAAUUCGAAAGUCAAGAAAUGACAGUGUACCAGGACGUCCAGACUCGCUUUUCUUCUUGCCUGACAAAGGAGGA